AUGGCUUUCAACACAACCCUCCAAUCCAUCCGGUCCCUCCUCCGAACCCCCCUCUCCAAACGCUCCAAGCCUCACUCAGCGAACCAGGCCGUCAUCCUAUCCGCCGCCGACGCCUCCGACACAUCCGUAACCGUUGUCCCCAUGCCCGUGGCUGCCCCGACCGGCCCUGCGGAAUCGGGCAAGGAAGUCGUAGUCACCACCACGGCCACCUCCAUCUCGUCGUCCAACACCCCCACCGUCGCCGUCGAGGAUGACCUCAGCGCCGUCGCGCUGCCCAAGGGUGCCAUGGUGAAUGGCGAGGAGGAAGGCGAGGCUCUUCAUGACUUGCCGAGGGUGUGCGCCGCCUUGGAUGAGAAGGUUACGAGGUUUUUGGAGGACGAUACCGAGGAUGAGGUGUUGCGGAAUGUGAAGGAGAGGGUUCGCCAGUCGAUGGAUGUCAUUGCUGAGGCUCUGCGACGGUAUAAACCCGCAGAACUCGCCAUGUCCUACAACGGCGGCAAAGACUGCCUCGUCCUCCUCAUCCUCCUCCUCGCCGGCCUCCACCGCCACUCGCAAACCACCAACCCGCCCACGCCUCCCCCCGAGACCCUCCAAUCCAUCUACAUCAUCCCGCCCCACCCCUUCCCCGAAGUCGACGCCUUCGUCGCCCGCUCCUCCAAGACCUACUCCCUCAACCUCACCCGCUCCACCCUCCCCAUGCGCGCCGCCCUCUCCGCCUACCUCGCCGCGAACCCCCGCCUCCGCGCCGUCUUCGUCGGCACCCGCCGCACCGACCCCCACGGCGCUUCCCUCUCCUCGUUCGACGAGACCGACGGCAAUUGGCCCCGGUUCAUGCGCGUGCAUCCCGUGCUGGAUUGGCACUAUGCUGAGAUUUGGGCGUUCGUACGCGCGCUGGAUAUCGAGUACUGCAAGCUGUAUGAUUUGGGGUAUACGAGUCUUGGAGGGACGACGGAUACGCUGCCGAAUCCGUCGUUGAAGGCGAAUGGCGGGUUUAGGCCUGCAUAUGAGCUUAUGAGUGAUUACGAGGAGAGGCUUGGGAGGGAGUGA
Scedosporium apiospermum is the source of this 1047-nucleotide messenger RNA. RefSeq lists its product as uncharacterized. Gene Ontology annotation, biological process: FAD biosynthetic process. Bases 1 to 1047 code for a protein of 348 amino acids. Gene Ontology annotation, molecular function: FMN adenylyltransferase activity. The transcript is spliced from 2 exons. The record is from RefSeq and is a predicted model, not a curated record. NCBI's taxonomy places the organism in Eukaryota, Fungi, Ascomycota, Sordariomycetes, Microascales, Microascaceae.